AUGGAGAUCACAGAGGACGAAGAUCAACAGAAUGGGAAAAAAGAACCAACAUCUACUAAAGCUGACGAAACAAAAGUAACUGAGACACAGCUCGUUGAAGAAACUGAUCCAAAUUUGAAAUAUGUGAAACCAGACAAUUCCGAAGAUUCGGAAGAACGGGGCAACUCUGAAAAACCAGUUGCUGGGAAACCUGAUGCUGAAAAACCUGAUGAUGAAAACCCUGUUGCUGGGAAACCUGAUGGUGAAAAGCUUAAUGCUGAAAAGCUUGAUGCUGAAAAACCUGAUGGUGAAAGACCUGAUGGUGAAAAACCUGAUGGUGAAAAACUAGCUGAUACUAAAAAACCUAAUGGGAAAACAAAAAAUGAUUCAGAUGAUGGUAUGAAUUACGUAUAAUAUUGUACCAAAAUACAAGGCAAAUAAUAUCAAUGGUCCAUAAUUAUAAGCAUUCUUAAAAACAUUAUAAAACAUGAAACUUUGACAGAAUUCUGAAUUUGUGUCUUUUCAAAAUUAUUUUACAUUCGAAGGUGCCAGCUCAGUAAAACCUGAUGCCGGAAAAUCUGAUGAAAAUUUGCCUAAUGACCCAAAGAAUGGUAUGAAAGGCUAUUUUGCUGCUGUAUACAGUUAUUUCAAUUAAGGUUGUCAAUUACCGACAAUAGUCAAAUAUACAAUAUGAGCGCUAAAAGAAUGGUGGAAAUAAUCAUAGUUUUAAAUAAGUUUAGCAUAUUAGUAGCUUUAAUAGCGACAACUCGCAAUGCAAUAGUUUCAGAACAAUCAUAAAUUUUGCACACCUCAUUUGCAUUGCGAGCUGUCGCUGAAAGUAUUCACACAAGGCUACCGAUAUGCUAAACUUAUUUACAACUACAAUUAUUCCCAUCAUUCUUUUAGCGCUCAUAUUGUACAUCUGCUCUAUUGUCAGUGACAACCUUAAUUGAAAUAACUGUAGAACUCGUAUAUCAUUUACAUGUUUAAUAACGUCUUGUGAAAAAGAAAACGUCUUCCGUCAAAACACGCCAUUCAUUCAACUAUUCAUUCAUUGAUAUCAACCUUUCAACUUUAUAAAUACUCCCUCAAAUUGGAGCAAUAAUUCAAAUUAAGUAUUUUCCACAUAUUUUUUUUUAAAUGGUCGGUAAGUUGGGUAAUGGUCAGUUUCAAAACCAGUGCGAAAAGCGGUCUAGUCCAAAUUAAAUAUUUUAAAGUCUCAAAAAACGUCACAACGGAAAAUUCAACGACCCAACACCGUCUAGUGCAGAAAAUUGCUCAUAAUCGAAAUAGGAGAUGGUAUUACUAAAGUUGUGCGCUCUGCUCUUGCUCUGGCGCGUCGAGGAAUUUUGGAGUAGCAGUCCCUCCCCGGUUGGAAAUAUCCUCGGUACGCCAUUGUUAUAUUUUAUAAUACCAUGGCAACCAUUGAUCACCAUGCAUGUAAAUACAGCUUACCCCCAAAGUAUUAUACAACUGAUACAUCAUUUGCAUGCCUAUGAUAAUAAUAUAUUAAUAUUAAUACAAGCGAUUACUGCAUGUACAUAUAGGCCUAAUUGUAGUUAGUAUCAUUUUUUCAAUUUUUUCAUUUUUUAAAAUAUGUCAAAUGCACCCUGUCAUUAAUCAUUAUGUUAUUUUUCAAUGCAAAUACAAAUAAUUAAAAAAGUGUUUCGUACUAUUAGAGUUUAGCAGCAAUAGUUCAUCACUUGCAAGUAUAUACCUGCUAUUAGGCAUAAUAAUAACUCUUGUUUACCUGUCAAAACAUCAGUUGUAAUGAAAUUCUAACAAUCAGUUCGGUGGAGGGAGCUUUAUCAGAAUCUUAACUCAACAAACUCGAAUUAAGAUACUUGAUCGAGAUGAGACUUCCAUUAUGGUCCAGAGUUUGAAAAUCCAGGAUUUAGAUGGAGAUGGUAUAAAAUAUGAUUUUAAAAUGGAAUAAACCACAUUCGUACGCAUUUCUAAAAGGAUAUUUCUUUCCCUUGUACAAGGAAGCAGACAUUCAUGCCCGACAUCGUUUGCGUGCAGCUGGUCGUCCAUGUCAAAUAUUGGCUAAAUAUAAUUAAACUCUUAUGGGGGAUUUUGUACAGUUAACAUUAAUUUUAGAAUAGUUCAUCUUAUGCAUGCUAGUCCUAUAUAUAAGAUUCACAAAGUUUGGACCACGUGGGGAUAAUCUUUUUUUUAAUUUACAUUUAAAUAUAAAUGCCACAAUAUCUCCACAUGAGAACAAUUAUUUUCCUAUUGUAUUAUUCUGUCUGUGGUAAUAAAUAUAAAGAUGGAAGACAGACGUUAUCGAAGAUUAGUAUUUGCAUAAUAAUUAUAUAAUUAUCGACAGCGUGUGCUGUAAAUUAUCAGCGUACAUUUCAUUAUAUUUUUACUGUAUUGUAUAAAGCCAGCUGGUUUUAUGUUUUGCGCGCUUACAACACAAAUAACUAUGUUCUAUUUUUCAUUUCUUAAACGUAGUAAAACCUGAAAACCCUUCUGGUAGGGAGUGUCUUGGAGAGCAUUCACUUCCCGAAUCAAAGAGAGGGAAUGGUGAACCAGAACGUAAAGACCAAUCUUCAGAGGCUUUAAAAACAUCUACAACAUGCAAUAUCACACACACACACACACACACACACACACACACACAGGACAAAAACUUCAGCACUUACAUUACAGGAUCAAAAUCCUGGACUGACUUAAGUACACAACCUACUUCAGCCUAUACUUUAACACGAGCUCGAACAGUCGAUAAUCAUACACUAACCGAUGAUGAAUUAACAUCCGCAGACCAAGUCCCUGAUUAUAUUUUGAAAACAUUAAUGAUAGUUAAUUACCAUGCACGAGAGUUUAAAUUAAAACCUUCAACUUCAGAGGUAGAUGAGAAUAAUUAUGAUUCGGAUAAGGAUGAUGACGAUGAUGAUAAAGAUGUUGAAGGUGGGGUCAAUCCGAUGGAUGGAUUACUCUGGAUUUUUCAUUGCUCUGAUGAUUUUUUGCGGCGAGAUCUUGCCAUACAAUUGUCUGAAUGUCAACUUGGCGUUCCGUUUCUUCUGCCAGAUCCUGCGGCACCAUCUGAAAACGUCACAAUUUUGCUGUCGGCUUUGGAACGUAUCACCAAAUCUUGGAAAGAUGGGUCCGAUGAAAAAGAUGGCGCUUCGCAAGUGUUUGCGACGGAGCAUCCAUUUCCAUUGGUUUCAUUCAUCCGCGUUGGCAAACCUACGAUGUCGAAAUCAUCCUUGAUGCCUUGA
Messenger RNA from Paramuricea clavata, 3203 nucleotides. The record is from the annotation of a GenBank genome assembly. Lineage: Eukaryota; Metazoa; Cnidaria; Anthozoa; Malacalcyonacea; Plexauridae.